AUGGAGGACGACACACGGAGCAACAGUGGCCAGACGCUACGCCCAUUCUCACAACCCACCAUGAACUCGAGAUUUCCUUCGCUACGACGCCUCAAUUCCACCGAACCUUAUCGGCAUCGAUCGUUACCUGCCGAACCCUCACCUGGCUCCGACCGUGCCAGCAGUGAGAUUACCUUCGCUGUUCUCUACGAUGAUGGUCCGGACUAUCAUGUCGGCCACUACGAUGAUCAAGGAUCGAUGCGAUCCACCCACAACAGAGACUCCAUGGCCUCCUACGCACCGUCUUUCCGCACGCGCGACUCGAGGAUUGUGAGUGAGGAAAACUACCUCGACAAUCGAAAUCCCGACUUUGUAGCCAACCAGAGACUUCUGGCAGAAGGAUAUCUGAACAACAAUGACUCCCUCUACGACCAAUCCGUCCCGCGUUACCCUACUCAGUCUGAAGAAACCUUGGCCAUGAGCUCAUUACACAACUCAUACGCCCGAGACGAAAAGAGACCGCUAUCCCAGAUGAUGAUUUCUUCCAUGGACCGAGCACAAAGCAAACACUCACAUGAAUCUUGGUGUACUUGUGAUGAGGAUCAUGGCCAUGGCAUGGCGGAUAGAAAAGACCCAGCCAAGUUUGACCUAGAAGCUCAGAACGGUCCCGCCACCCCUACUCCUUUCCUACCAAAAGAGAAACCCACUGAUCAAUACAAUGUCAAAUUCAAUGGUCCUACCGAUCCCCUGAACCCCAAGAAUUGGCCUUCCCGGAAGAAGUGGGCGGUCACGAUAUUGACUGCGUCGUUCACAUUCCUCUCGCCUCUCGCCUCGUCCAUGGUAGCUCCCGCUCUCCCACAGAUCAGAGAAGAAUUUCACAUUCAAAACAAGAUCGAAUCGCAGAUUGUCUUGUCUAUUUUCGUCUUGGCUUAUGCGGUGGGCCCUAUGAUCCUAGGCCCGCUGUCCGAAUUGUAUGGACGUGUCAUCAUUCUCCAAUCCUCCAACGUGAUGUUCCUUGCCUUCAACACUGCCUGUGGCUUUGCUCAGUCCAAAGAACAGCUAAUGGCUUUCCGAUUCCUGUCCGGUCUAGGUGGUUCUGCCCCACUUGCUAUUGGUGGCGGCGUCCUCGGUGAUCUGUUCAAGCCGGAAGAACGUGGUAAGGCCAUGGGUAUCUAUGCCAUGGGUCCCCUUCUCGGUCCUGCCGUUGGUCCUAUCGUCGGCGCUUGGGUUGCGGAAAAAUCCGACUGGCGAUGGAUGUUCUAUGCCACCUCGAUUGUUAAUCUGUUCAUUCUCAUCGGCGGUUUUUGGAAACUCAACGAAACAUACGCGCCUUACAUCUUACACAAGAAAGCCAAGAUGAUCCGCAAACAAACUGGUGACCCAAAGUAUCGUGCCGAAGGUGAAGGUGAAGUCGACCAACCUAUUUGGAAAAAGAUUGUCAAGACAAUGGGUCGAUCGUUCGGCAUGUUGUUCACUCAACCCAUUGUCCAGGUCCUGGCCCUCUACAUGGCUUUCUCGUACGGUAUCCUCUAUCUUGCUCUGUCUACCUUCCCCGAAUUGUACCAGGUCGUCUACAGCGAAAGCGUGGGUGUCUCAGGUCUUAACUAUAUCUCACUCGGUUUGGGCUUCUUCAUUGGUGCCCCUCUUUGUGGUAAAUCCGGUGACAAGAUCUAUCAAAAGCUCAAGGCAAAGGAUCCUCGAAACCAGGGUAAACCCGAAUACCGCAUGCCUCUCGUCAUUCCCUUCUCAUUCUUGGUCCCCAUUGGUCUCUUCACCUAUGGCUGGUCAGCCCAAGCCAAAACGCACUGGAUUGUCCCCAACAUCGGCUCCUUCAUCUUCGGCAUUGGAACCAUCGCUGCCUUCCAAUGUGUCACCACAUAUCUUGUCGAUACCUACGCCAGGUUUGCUGCCUCGGCCGUCGCUGCAGUCACCAUCCUUCGAUCAUUGGCUGGUUUCAGCUUUCCUUUGUUUGCGCCCGCUAUGUACGACGCUCUGGGCUUCGGUUGGGGUAAUACCGUUUUGGCUCUUGCCGCCGUUGGUAUCGGGAUGCCCGUCCCAGUCUUGCUUUGGCUCUUCGGUGAGAAACUGCGAAAGAGAAGCAGUCUUGCCGCCAAAGGCCCACCAGGAAAGGGACCUGGAGGUCCAGGAGGCAAAGGACCCGGCGGCCCCGGCGGUCCAGGAGGCCCUGGAGGAAAGGGUCCCGGUGGUCCCGGUGGUCCAGGAGGGAAAGGACCAGGUGGCCCCGGUGCUCCUCCAGGAGGAAUGGGUCCCGGGGGUGUUCCAAUGGGACCUCCACCUCCAUUUCCAGGAGGAAAGAAAGGUCCCGGCCCUUACUAA
Messenger RNA from Rhinocladiella mackenziei CBS 650.93, 2316 nucleotides. RefSeq lists its product as uncharacterized. The transcript has 2 exons. Bases 1 to 2316 code for a protein of 771 amino acids. Gene Ontology annotation, biological process: transmembrane transport. Gene Ontology annotation, molecular function: transmembrane transporter activity. Lineage: Eukaryota; Fungi; Ascomycota; Eurotiomycetes; Chaetothyriales; Herpotrichiellaceae. The record is from RefSeq and is a predicted model, not a curated record.